Messenger RNA from Aspergillus tubingensis, 465 nucleotides. Its product is annotated as protein transporter TIM17. The record is from RefSeq and is a predicted model, not a curated record. Lineage: Eukaryota; Fungi; Ascomycota; Eurotiomycetes; Eurotiales; Aspergillaceae. Gene Ontology annotation, biological process: protein import into mitochondrial matrix. Gene Ontology annotation, cellular component: TIM23 mitochondrial import inner membrane translocase complex; mitochondrial inner membrane. Gene Ontology annotation, molecular function: transmembrane protein transporter activity. The transcript is spliced from 4 exons. Bases 1 to 465 code for a protein of 154 amino acids.
AUGGAUCACUCCAGAGAUCCCUGCCCCUGGGUUGCUCUUAGCGACUUCGGUGGUGCUUUCUGUAUGGGUGCAAUUGGUGGUGCUGUCUGGCACGGUGUGAAGGGUUUCAGAAACAGCCCCUACGGAGAGCGUCGGAUAGGUGCCAUCACAGCCAUCAAGGCUCGUGCGCCGGUUCUCGGUGGUAACUUCGGUGUUUGGGGUGGUAUGUUCUCGACGUUCGACUGUGCGAUCAAGGGUAUCAGAAAGAAGGAGGAUCCUUACAAUGCUAUCAUUGCUGGUUUCUUCACUGGUGGUGCUUUGGCCGUUCGUGGUGGUGUCAAGGCUGCCAGAAACUCCGCUAUUAUGUGCGCUGUCUUCCUGGCUGUCAUUGAGGGUGUCGGUAUCGGUUUCCAGAGAAUGAUGGCCGACAACACAAAACUAGAGCUUCCUCCUGCCCCUCCGUCCGGCGACAAGGCCGUCGCUUAA